Molecule: messenger RNA, 858 nt
Organism: Punica granatum (pomegranate)
Lineage: Eukaryota; Viridiplantae; Streptophyta; Magnoliopsida; Myrtales; Lythraceae
Source: RefSeq, a predicted model, not a curated record
UGGCAAUCCCGACAUGACACUGAUAGCCAAUAGGAUGCAAGUACACGGAUCGCUCUGCCUUCUCUCUCAUGGUGUCCGGCCUGUUCUGGUCCGCCUUUUCCGUCCCCCAAGGAAACCGACCUAACCCCCCCUCUCUCCAUAUAAAAGGACGCGCCCUGACGUUUUUUCCCUCCCAUCAUCGCUCAAUUUCCAUCACCACCGAGAAAAAGCAAACAGUCCAAAAACCCUAGCAAAGAUCCGGCGAAGAGGAAGCCAUGGCCCGUACGAAGCAGACCGCUCGCAAGUCCACCGGAGGCAAGGCCCCCCGGAAGCAGCUCGCCACCAAGGCUGCGAGGAAGUCGGCCCCGACGACCGGAGGAGUGAAGAAGCCCCACAGGUACAGGCCGGGGACGGUGGCGCUGCGUGAGAUCAGGAAGUACCAGAAGAGCACGGAACUGCUCAUCAGGAAGCUGCCGUUCCAGAGGCUGGUCCGUGAGAUAGCGCAGGACUUCAAGACGGACCUGAGGUUCCAGAGCCACGCCGUGCUGGCGCUCCAGGAGGCGGCGGAAGCGUACCUCGUCGGGCUGUUCGAGGACACCAACCUGUGCGCGAUCCACGCCAAGAGGGUCACCAUCAUGCCGAAGGACAUCCAGCUCGCCAGGAGGAUCCGCGGCGAGCGUGCUUAAUAAUUCUGGAUAUUUUAGGGCUUUGAGAUUUGGCAUUUUCGAUUUCCGUAGAAGAUUAUAGGUUUUCGCUGUUCGAUCAGUCGGAAUUCGUCUUUUAGGGUUUCUUUUUUUUUUAAAAAAAAAUUUGUGUAAAGAACAGUUAUAUCAGUCGAUAUAGUUUGUUGGCUCAAUUGAAAUUGUUGACCCCUAGUAA